Molecule: messenger RNA, 587 nt
Organism: Fukomys damarensis (Damara mole-rat)
Lineage: Eukaryota; Metazoa; Chordata; Mammalia; Rodentia; Bathyergidae
Gene: Gng3
Product: G protein subunit gamma 3
Exons: 3
Coding region: 336-563 (75 amino acids)
Biological process (GO): G protein-coupled receptor signaling pathway
Cellular component (GO): heterotrimeric G-protein complex
Molecular function (GO): G-protein beta-subunit binding
Source: RefSeq, a predicted model, not a curated record
GUGUUGUGGGGCGGGGUGCAGGCUCCCCCAGCCGGGCAGGUGGUACGCUCCCACCCGGCUCCUAGCCUCCUCCCGCAUCCGUAGCAUCCUCUUGCAUCCUCCCGCAUCCGUAGCAUCCUGUGUUCUCGGGUGUUGGUCAUCGGCCUAGGCCCCCGUGCUUCGGGAACCGGGCAGCCCCAGUGACCUCAGUCCGAGCCCUGAGGCCUCUCUGAGCGGUGGCUGACCCUGUCUGAGGCGACUCCCUGAAGGGUGGCACUACUGAGGCAGGGGUAGGGGCCCCAGGAACCCAGCACCCAGGUGCAGCUGCCACCGCGCUUGCCGCCUGUCGCUUCAGGAUGAAGGGAGAGACACCCGUGAACAGCACUAUGAGCAUCGGGCAGGCGCGCAAGAUGGUGGAGCAGCUGAAAAUUGAGGCCAGCCUGUGCCGGAUAAAGGUGUCCAAGGCUGCAGCGGACUUGAUGACGUACUGUGACGCCCACGCCUGCGAGGACCCGCUCAUCACGCCAGUGCCUACCUCGGAGAACCCCUUCCGCGAGAAGAAGUUUUUCUGUGCUCUGCUCUGACUCCGCCCCUGCCCCGCCCCUAGU